AUAUAGGCAGUUGCAUGGGGCCUCCGUGGCCACUAGGGGGCCCCCUGCCGUGCGUAAAAAUUUAAUUUACUUGCUCGUUGUGUCAGUGUCAAUCAUCAUGUGCGUUAGCUUUAAACUGUGCGAAGCUUAAAAAUGAAAAGGCGGCACUAUCAGUCUGGCGCAGAUAAGAGGAAGAAGAGGAAAGAAGAUGAGAAAAGAAAAGAUCAAGAAAAGGGGAGACUUUUGAAAUAUUUUCUAAAGAAUGUACUUACAGCUGGUGAAAAUGCAGCAGCUACCUCCUCCUCACAUGACAGUCUUGGCCCUGUCUCAGCCUACAUUGGUCUUUUUUCCAUCUUAUCUGUUGCCUCCACCACAUCCUCCAGUGCAGCUGACAUUACCUGUUCCUCCAGUGCUGUUGCCUCCACCACAUCCUCCAGUGCAGCUGACAUUACUUCUUCCUCCAGUGCUGUUGCCUCCACCACAUCCUCCAGAGCAGCUGACAUUACCUUAACCUCCAGUGCUGUUGCCUCCACUACAUCCUCCAGUGCAGAUGACAUUACCUUAACCUACAGUGCUGUUGCCUCCACCACAUCCUCCAGUGCAAUCACAGAAGGAGCUUUCUGCUCUGCAAAUGUCUCAGCUGUUUCAAGAGAUCCAGCUGACUGGCCUGAGGUCUUGUCAGGUAAAGAGAGGGCUGGUUUAGUUAUUAGAGGACCAAGCGAUUUAAAUCCUAACUUUAAAUUUCCAAAAAGACAAGACGGAAGAAGCUUUCAUUUCCAUUACAAGUUUCGGCUCCUCACUAAUGGGGAAAAAAUCCAACGUACAUGGCUUGUUUACUCCAUGAAAAGUGAUGCUGUUUUUUGCUGGUGUUGCAAAUUGUUUUCAAAGGGCUCUUCAAAGCUAAUCACAGAGGGACAGCGUGAUUGGACUAAUAUUGGAGCAAUCCUUAAACAACAUGAAAACAGCCCUGCACACAUAAAAAGUGUGGUGUCAUGGAAAGAGCUUGAACUAGGUUUAAAAAAGGGACAAACAAUUGACCACACACAACUAACCCUCACAGAGGCUGAGAAGAGACGUUGGCGUGAGGUUCUCAUUCGACUGAUUGCAAUCAUUAAGUCUCUUGCAGAGCGAAACCUCGCUUUUCGGGGCUCUGAAGACAAAUUAAUGGUACCCAACAAUGGCAAUUUUUUAAAAGAGGUUGAGCUCAUGGCUAAGUUUGACCCUGUGUUAAGAGAGCAUAUCAGACUAGCUGACAAGCAAGGAAACCACACAACCUAUCUUGGCAAAACAAUACAAAAUGAACUAAUCUCCUGCAUCGGUGAUCAACUGGUCAAAACAAUGGUGGCUGGCAUUCAAGAGUCAAAGUAUUUUUCUAUCAUCUUAGACUGCACACCAGAUGUCAGCCACACAGAGCAAAUGUCUGUGGUGGCCAGAACUGUCAGUCUAGAAAAAGGGCCAGAGAUAAAGGAGUACUUUCUUGGGUUCUUAGAUGCUCCUGACUCCACCGGCGCUGGAUUGUCUUCUCUUAUCUUAAAAAGACUGGAGGAGCUUGGCAUACCAUUUAGUAAUUGCAGAGGCCAGUCUUAUGACAAUGGAGCCAACAUGAGGGGCAAAAAUAAAGGAGUGCAAGCUAGACUCCUUGAGAAAAAUCCACGGGCACUUUAUGUUCCUUGUGGAAGCCACACUCUUAAUUUAGUUGUUGCAGAUGCAGCUAAAGAGUCAAUAGUUGCAAUUAACUUCUUUGGAGUUGUACAGAAGCUGUUCACUCUCUUUGCAGCUGCACCGCAACGAUGGGCCAUUCUCAAAGAUCAUGCUGACAUCACUUUAAAAAGCUGGAGUGACACCAGAUGGGAAAGUCGGGUGAAAAGUAUUGAGCCGUUGCAGCACCAUCCAGAGAAGGUGAGGGAGGCUCUUCUACAGGUCAGGGAAAACACUAAAGAUCCUACAGUUAGGAUUGAAGCCCAGUCACUCGCGGAAGAAAUUGGUUCCUUCAGAUUUCAAAUCUGUCUUGUUGUCUGGUACAAUAUUCUUAGAAAAAUUAAUGUCACAAGCAAACUGCUUCAAUCUGCUACCAUGCAGCUGGAUGUUGCUGUAGAUCUCAUCCAUCAGACAAAAGCUUGUGAGGAAAUGAAUGUUCAAGCAUUGCUUAAGGAGAAGAGGCUAAGAACCAUGAAGAGAAACUUCAGUUAUGAAGCAGCUGAUGAGCCAGAGUCCAGUGCCCUAAAAAAAAUGGAAGUUUCAUUCUUCAAUGUUGUGGUGGAUUGUGCUACCCAAACACUGGAAGACCGUUUCAGCUCCAUGGGUAAGGGCUUCCUCACCCAGCCCGGGUGCCGUGUAGGAGAUCCGGAAGUGAAUCCUAGUGAGACUCUGGAUAAACAAUCCUCCGGGAAACCACUGGCAGACGACGGCCGUAGCUGCACUGGACGCCCACGGGAGCUAUCAGACGACAAGGAGGUACCGAGGCAACAGACAAGUCAGCGACAUAGCAGCGCAGGUGCUGGUGAUUUCAGCAUCAUGGCCAAGCGACAUGGACAGCUUGACCUGAGGGACUUCGGCUUUAAGAGGGCAAGAAGUAGCACUGAAGUUGCUGAUGGAUGGAUUGUUUUAUUGGACCCUCCUGAAACCACACAGUCUGUCACAGUUGAUGACAAUGAAGAAACCACUUCUGCUGUGACAAAAAUGGAAAAUGCUGGGAGUCCCAUAGAGUUGCCUGCAAAGGAACUGUAUAAGGUCCAUCUUCAAAGGCAAACAAGAAAAAGUGACAUGGAGAUGGAUCUUAUACAGCUUCAAAUAGAGGAGAAAAGGUUGGCCAUUAAAAAGGCCAAACUGGAAAUCGAAAUACUGGAGCAUCGUGUUAAGGACUUCGACCAGGCACCAACGAGUCUGGUCCAACUGCCCUAUCUAAACACUUCCAUCACUGACCAGGACAGAUUCCAGUACUGCCCCCCUGGACUUCAAAAGAGGUUCGUGGGGGAGGACAGGGUUGUUCACCAAAGGGGAAAACACACCGUUUGUGUAGGAGAAGAAAAAGAUUCUUCUUCAGAGGACCAAGCUCAGGCACAAAUCCAACAACAGCCUGUACAGAAAGAUCCGCCUUUGCAAAGGGGUCAUUUCAAAUGCACGAAAUGCAGAAUUGGCUUUUCCACCACAUCAAAUUUGAUGAGACACGAGAAGAUGCAACACAGCAUGGAGCAACCUAUGCUUUGCAUUGAUCCAAAAAAUGCUAUGUAGAUCACACCAAAGGAGCUACAUGGUCCCAGACUACCAGUUCAUGUAAUUAAAUCAGUCCUCUCAGGUAAAAUCUGUUGUGAACCGGAAAUAUGCAGAGACAUGGCAAGGAUAGCAGCCCGAAGUGGAAACCCUGGAUCUGAAUGCAACCAUCUUAAAAGAACUUCAUCGGCACAAUGCUACGUUCCUCCACCACCAUUAAACUCGGCUGAUUUGGACAAAAUGUUCAACAAAGGACUAAUUUCCAAGUCAAGGCUCCAGGAAUGUAAGGACAUGCAUUUGACGGCCAGUGAAGAGGGAGUUGAUUGUGUCUUCCUUAUUUUGGGGGGGGGGGAAUAUGGCCUCUCAGAGACAUACAUUUUUUUCUCUGUGUUCACCAACCUCACAGACAAUUGGUGUAGACUAGGAAGAACGAUAGUGACAUUUGACAAAACAUCUGGUAAAUGGCACUGUCAGUGUAGGGGCACCAAAAACACACUGAGUUGUGUUCACAGAUACCUUUGCAUGUGGUGGAUAUUCCAGGAGCGCCCAGAAUUACUGCAAAAAGAUGUAACUCCAGAAGAAAUAGAGGACCUCGAGGAGCAUGCACAAGAGAUUAUUGGUGAGACACAACCAACAAAUGAAAGCUCAUCAGGAGUUUUUAAAAUGACAGAGUACUUUCUGAAGUGCAAAAGAAUUCCUGAAAAUCUCCCACAAGAUUUGAUUACCACUGAGAUGCCUAUCCCUGAAAGCUUUGUGCCUGAAGAGACACAGUGCCCUUACUGUCCUGGACCAUGCCCCCCUAACCUUGUGAAUCUAAUGAAACGACCAGAUCUGACAAACACUACUUCCCAGGACACACAGGUGAAUGUUACAGAUAGAUGGGAAAAUCUUGAGAAGGAGAUAAUCGCUACAGGAUUCAGUAAUGAGUCAUCCAGCAAACCCUUUUCUAGCUCUCUGACCUAUUCUGCCUUCACACCAUGGAUUGGACAGUAUUCCAGAAUAUCCGAUGUCAUACCAAAGACUGAGAUAUUGAAAGGCCUCUCACAGAAGGACAGACUGUGGACCAAGAGGGCCAGUGAGGAAGUAGAUGAAGACAGUAUAUUGCAAAUACUGGAUACCAAAGGGCCUCGAAAAGAAGAUCUUGAAAAGGCCUGCAAUGCUCUAGGUGUUUCAUCAAGUGGCUCACAGUCUGACCUCCUUAAUAGGCUUGAGGAACUUCUUCUGUAUAAGGAUAUAUAUCCUAAAAUGUUUGUCAAGCUUCAUAAAGCAGGAGAGAGGCCUUUCCAGAACACUGGUCACUGGAAGGAUGGACUGUUUGCUAUCCACAACAAUGGAUGCAGCGAGACGGCAGCAGAAAUGGAAGCAAAAAAUAUGAAAAUGUCCUCAGAAGUGCUGCAGCCUCGUCAACUCGUGCACCUUCGUGUUCAUCAUGCCACAAGCAUGUUAACAGAUGUGGCAAUAGAGGUGGGGUACUGCAUCUUGGUUGCACCCAUGGGGUGGUGUAUUACCAUUCACCCCUGUGGUGGCAGGAAUCUGCUCGAGACCACGGGGAUGCUCUCCUAA
Messenger RNA from Triplophysa rosa, 4752 nucleotides. RefSeq lists its product as uncharacterized. The transcript is spliced from 16 exons. The record is from RefSeq and is a predicted model, not a curated record. Lineage: Eukaryota; Metazoa; Chordata; Actinopteri; Cypriniformes; Nemacheilidae.